AUGAUUUCAACAAUCGGCACAACAACAGUUCAAACAACAACAGUACCAAACUCGUUAGUUAUGAAUCCAACAUCUAUGUUAGUAGAGAUGAAAAGCUUCAUUCCUUCUUCAUAUACUUUCGAAACAAAAAUCCAGAAGAUAAAGCAGGAACUUUUAACAAGUAAUUUAGACUGUAGUGCGAAAGAUGAAACAAAUGAACAGUAUCUUUAUGAAAUGGAGGACCUCAUCGACCAUUUGCCUAAACUACCUGAAAUUCAGCAACAAAAACUAACCAUUCCUGAAUUCGACGAAAUUGAAGUCAAAGCAACUGACUCAGUAGAAAUAAAGAAGUUCAUACGAAAGGUAAACUAUGAGUUUCUAGGAUUUCAUUGCAACCAUAAGGUUAUGGACAAAGAUUGCGACAUGUUAUAUAAGAAUGUUUCUGACAUAUAUAAAUCUGAAGAAUUUAAGACCUACGACAACUUUGUUUCGU
Molecule: messenger RNA, 472 nt
Organism: Trichomonas vaginalis G3
Lineage: Eukaryota; Parabasalia; Trichomonadida; Trichomonadidae
Product: organellar and viral DNA polymerase type B
Exons: 1
Source: RefSeq, a predicted model, not a curated record